AUGCCGUCAGCAGAUUUUUUGAGUUGUAUGUCAAGAGACUUUACGAAACUUCUCAACAAUCAAGACGAGUGCAAUGUUACUGUCAAAGUUGGGUCAAGGGGAAAACCUUUUCGUGCGCACUCCAUUAUUCUGCGCGCGAGAUCUCCGUAUUUCCAAAAAAUGUUGAAUAAACGAAAUGCUGACGUUACGUUGAAUAAGUGGUUGGUCAAAUUGCCGAACGUUUCGCCUGAGGUUUUUGAACUUAUUUUAAGAUAUAUUUACGGUGGAAGCAUCGUAUUUGAAAGAGUUAACACAAGGAUUGUUCUUGAUUUCUUGGCAGCUGCUGGUCUAUUCCGUCUCGAAGAUCUAUACGACCACAUUCAAACCUACCUUCUCGACGAAAAAUCAGAUUGGCUACGAGAUUGCAUAGUCACCACAAGCCAAAUCGCAGAACAAAACAUCGGGUUCAAAAAACUACGUAAUUUUUGUAAACGAAUUAAAGAACGAGAACCGGAUCUCUACUUCAACUGCACGGACUUCACUUCUAUCGAUGAAAGAUCCUUGAUUCGUUUACUGCAGCGUGAUGAUCUCGGCAUGGAAGAAACGGAAAUUUGGGAUCGUGUUAUAAAGUGGGGCACAGCGAAUACACCACAGCAACCGCGUGUGCGUCGUGCUUCGGGUCCGAACUUGGAUGGAAUCGAAAAAACUUUGCAUAAAUGUAUCCCACAUAUUCGAUUCUUUCACAUAUCAGCCGCUGAUUUUCGUAUAAAAAUCUCUCCGUACAAAAGUAUUUUACCAGUUACGUUAUAUUCAGAUUUAUUCCAAUUUCAUGCCGAUCCAAAAUACAAACCAGUCACGAAAGUACUUGAAGCGCGUCAUGGCGCCAUCGAAUCCGAAAUUAUUGACAAGAAACAAGCGGCGUUGAUUGCCAGUUGGAUUGAUCGAAGGGACGAAGCAUAUGACGAGACAAAUGUUAACUCACCAAACAUUAAUAACAAUGUUUCUUUUGUCCCAUAUAAAGUGUCCGAAAGUCCAUACGAAUUUGAAUUAAUUCUACGAGGAAGCCAGGCAGGAUUCACAGCAAAAACAUUUCACGAACACUGUGACGACAAAGGACCAACAGUUGUACUAAUGAAAGUACGUGAUUCCACCGAAAUUUUGGGCGCAUAUAACCCUUUACACUGGGAAUCCAGCUUAGUAGAUUUAGCCACCACUGAGAGUUUCUUGUUCUCAAUGCGCGAUAAAGAUGACAAUCCUAGACGCGCAAUCCUAUCUCGAGUCAAGUCACCGAAACACGCUAUUGUCUGUGCACCAGAUAAUGGACCGACGUUCGGCGCGCCAUACGCAUUGGCGAUGCGAGAUAAUUUCAAUGAUCCGGAGAAAACUGGAUGCUGUGGCGGUACUUCAGCAAGUUAUAAUGUUGCUCUGCGAUCGAUAGAAGAACGUUACUUUUGGGUUGACGAGUAUGAAGUUUUUAAAGUUGUUAGACGGUCUGAAUUUGAUUCGUCAGAAUGUGUUGGCAAAUAA
Molecule: messenger RNA, 1506 nt
Organism: Ambispora gerdemannii
Lineage: Eukaryota; Fungi; Glomeromycota; Glomeromycetes; Archaeosporales; Ambisporaceae
Source: the annotation of a GenBank genome assembly